Messenger RNA from Laetiporus sulphureus 93-53, 2461 nucleotides. Its product is annotated as Smarcc1 protein. The coding region runs from base 155 to 2347 and encodes 730 amino acids. Lineage: Eukaryota; Fungi; Basidiomycota; Agaricomycetes; Polyporales; Laetiporaceae. Gene Ontology annotation, biological process: positive regulation of DNA-templated transcription. The record is from RefSeq and is a predicted model, not a curated record. Gene Ontology annotation, molecular function: DNA binding; histone binding; zinc ion binding. Gene Ontology annotation, cellular component: SWI/SNF complex. The transcript has 2 exons.
GUCGGCAGUCCCGUAACCCUGCUUCUUUAGGCAACUGCACUCAGAUUUCCUCUGCUUCAGUCUACGCACUGAUUGGUACAUCUCGAACUAAGCCUGCCUCGUCUCGAAUUUAUUGCAGACAACUGUACUCAGACACGACGUGUAUCGACGCGACAUGUCUUCGCCAAAACGCACUGCGUCUCCCUCGCCGAGCAGCCCUGACGCGAAGAGAAUCAAGCUGACCGUGCCACAACAGGCCCAAGGUGCUGUGGCUGUGGAUCCCGACAAUGCCGCAGGAAAGAGGAGUGAACUCGAGCCCAUUCAAGGAGGCGACAUUGGCAACUUGCCCCCUACAGACGCCAGCGCGCCGCCUAGCGAGCCUGCAUCUGCAGUGCCUGUCAGGCUGCUGAAGGCCGAGGGUGAGGGCGAAGGAGGAGAGGACGGAGGCGACGUAUCAAUGGCGGAGGGAGGAGAUGGCGCAGAGGAAGAGGGCGAGUCGGCGGACGAGAAUGACGAAGAGGACCCUGCUCAGCUCGAGGCCGCGAGGCUCCGACUAGAAGAACAGGCUCGAAAGUACCUCGCUGCGCAAACACACGAGGUUAUCAUACCUUCGUACGCCGCAUGGUUUGACAUGUCGAAGGUUCACCCUAUCGAGCGGCGCGCGCUGCCCGAGUUCUUCAACUCAAGACACCGUUCAAAGACACCGUCCGUAUACAAAGAUUACCGCGACUUCAUGAUCAACACGUAUCGUCUCCGGCCAUCGGAGUACCUUACUGUUACGGCGUGUCGCAGGAAUUUGGCGGGGGACGUGUGUGCCAUCAUGCGUGUUCACGCGUUCCUUGAACAGUGGGGUCUCAUUAACUAUCAGAUCGACCCCGACCAACGACCUGCCGCUUUGGCGCCGCCAUUUACAGGCCACUUCCGUGUUAUCCUUGACACACCUCGCGGACUACAGUCUUUGCACCCGGGAACACGUCCACGAGAACCUCCUACAGGCCCUGCCAUAAAUGGUGCGCCAAAACCGGCACCAAGUGCUACGCCUGCAUCGGUCGAACUGCGUUCUUCUAUCUAUCAAACAACGGCCAAGUCUUCACGGCCGGUGUCCGACGGUGAAGCCCAUGCGCUCGCGAAUGGUACGGAAGGAGCCCACGGAGCGGCUCGCAAUGUGAGGUACAACUGCGAUACUUGUGGCGUCGACUGUACAUUCGAGCGGUAUCACUCGCUGAAAACCAAAGAUUUUGAGCUGUGUCCUCCUUGCUACCUGGAUGGACGGUUCCCAUCUACUAUGUUCAGCGGUGAUUUUGUCAAGCUUACCGCGGCGUCCACCGCGAGUGGGUUACACCACGGCAGCGGGACUGGAGCGGACGACGACUGGACAGACCAGGAGAUCCUGCGGCUGCUCGAAGGUGUGGAGAUGUACGACGAUGACUGGUCUGCAAUCGAGGAGCAUGUGGCGACGAGGACGGCGCAGCAGUGCAUUCGCAAGUUCCUGCAGCUCCCGAUUGAAGACGAAUAUGUUACUACGGAAGGCGACUUGGGCCCGCUGAGAUACGCGCGGAUACCGUUCGAGCAGGCGGACAACCCUGUCAUGAGUGUCGUGGCGUUCCUGGCAGGUGUAAUCAACCCGGGUGUGGCAGCAGAGGCGGCGAAGACUGCCCUUCAUGUGCUCGCUGACAUCGACAAGAAGGAGGAGGCAAACGGGGAACAGAAGGCAGGGGAAAAAUUGGCCGAGGCUGAGCAGCAGGCAGCCGCUGAGAAAACAGGUGACGAACGCAUGGACGAGGACACGCAGAAGGAGGGUGCGCCUUCACAUUCGGGUACAGAGACGGCAAAUGAGGGUGUCGUUUCCCAGGAGUCCUCAGACGCUAUGGCCGUGGACUCCGAGACCGCACCGUCAAAACCGACUCCGUCCAUCCCGCACUCGAAGGUCGUCCGCGCGGCUGCUCUUGCGCUCAAGUCGUCUGCCAAGGCCGCAAACACGCUUGCGGAUGCGGAGGACACGCAGAUCCGGGCGACGCUCGCGACGGUCAUCAAGCUGACGCUGACAAAGCUCGAGCUGAAGAUGGCGCAGUUCGAGGAGCUAGAGGAGCUGCUCGAGGACGAGCGACGGAGCCUCGAGAGCGCGCGUGCGGCACUGGUGAGCGAGCGUGUUGGGCUUAGGAAUAUGCUGGAGAAUGUACGGAACGAGUUGGCGAAACUGGGUGGAGGGGCCGCGACGCCCGCGAGCGUCGUUGCGACGGCGACACAGGCGCAGGCGGCGUUGGCGGCGAGUGGGCAUGGCACGAGGGUGAGCGAGGUCUCUGUGGGGACGCCGAUGGACGGUGUGAGCGGCCCUGUGAGCGGGGGGAGUGUCGCACAGCUCAGCUAAGCCUUUGCUUGGUGUUGUGCGUCGUUUCUCGAUAUGCUGGUGGUUCGCUGUCCGUGUCACUGCUGUGUAUCCUAUUUUCUCGAUGUCUCUCGUAGCGUACAACGUGCAUCCGGU